GUACACAGCAAGUUACGUAUUUUCAAACCAUUUUGUACACGAACAAGGUUCAAUUAUUACCAAUCACUGUAACAUUGCAUUCACACUCUUCUUUUUCUCCAUCUUCUCUCACAUCACACACUCUCUCUCUCUCUCUCUUGCACCUUCUUCUCCAAUCCACAAAGCAUGAAAUGAAUGCAACUCUCUCACUUCACUCACCUCUUUCUUGCUCCCACUGAUUCCACUGUUCUUGUGAGCUAAGCUUUUCUUUUUCUCUAUUAAGAUCUGGGAAGUUAGGGUUUUGCAUUUGGGGUUGCAGAGAGCUAGAUUUGAAUGAAAACCACGAGGUUUGGUGGAUAUUGCAUUGCAAACGGUUUUGGAUGAUGUUGCAGACAUAGCUAACGUGUUGUGGGUUGCUUCAAGUUUGAAACUUUGGGGUGGAAGGGUUGGUGGGGUGGGUGCUUGAUUCAUGGGGUUGGGUUUUUACUAGUUUGGAACUUCAUCUGUAGCUGAAAGCAUGAAGCUUUCUUCUUCUGGACUUGAUCAACAGCUUGAGGAAGAAGGGGAGAAGAAAUGUUUGAAUUCUGAACUUUGGCAUGCAUGUGCUGGCCCUCUGGUUUCCCUGCCUCCCAUUGGAAGCCGUGUAGUCUACUUUCCCCAAGGUCACAGUGAGCAGGUUGCUGCUUCAACUAACAGGGAAGUAGAUGCACAUAUUCCUAAUUACCCCAACUUGCCGCCACAGCUUAUCUGUCAACUUCACAAUGAAACAAUGCAUGCAGAUGCUGAAACAGAUGAAGUUUAUGCUCAAAUGACUCUACAACCUCUAAGUCCACAAGAGCAAAAGGAGGUGUAUCUGCUGCCUGCAGAAUUGGGUACUCCAAGCAAACAACCAACCAACUACUUCUGUAAAACAUUAACUGCAAGUGAUACCAGCACUCAUGGAGGAUUUUCUGUUCCUCGAAGAGCAGCUGAAAAAGUCUUCCCUCCUCUUGAUUACUCACAGCAGCCUCCUGCUCAAGAACUAAUUGCGAGAGAUCUUAAUGACAACGAAUGGAAAUUCAGACAUAUAUUCCGAGGUCAGCCUAAAAGGCAUCUUCUGACUACAGGAUGGAGUGUCUUUGUCAGUGCUAAAAGGCUUGUUGCCGGUGAUUCAGUCCUUUUCAUCUGGAAUGAAAAGAAUCAACUACUCUUGGGCAUUCGACGAGCAAAUCGUUCGCAGACCAUUAUGCCAUCAUCGGUUCUGUCAAGUGAUAGCAUGCACAUUGGCCUUCUUGCUGCUGCAGCUCAUGCAGCUUCCACAAAUAGUCGCUUUACCAUAUUCUAUAAUCCUAGGGCAAGCCCAUCUGAAUUUGUAAUUCCUUUGGCCAAGUACGUUAAAGCGGUGUAUCAUACACGAGUUUCUGUCGGCAUGCGAUUUAGGAUGCUCUUUGAAACAGAAGAAUCAAGUGUCCGCCGAUACGUGGGUACUAUAACAGGUAUUAGUGAUUUAGAUUCGGUCCGCUGGCCAAACUCACACUGGCGUUCUGUGAAGGUUGGCUGGGAUGAGUCCACUGCGGGGGAGAGGCAGCCGAGAGUUUCCUUGUGGGAGAUUGAACCUUUGACAACAUUCCCAAUGUAUCCAUCUUCAUUCCCCUUGAGGUUAAGGCGCCCUUGGCUUUCAGGACCACCUUCUUUAUAUGGUCUCAAGGAUGGUGACAUGAGCAUUAGUUCUCCAUUAUUGUGGCUCCAAGGUGGGCUUGGGGAUCAAGGAAUGCAAUCAUUGAACUUCCAGGGGCUUGGCGUUACGCCAUGGGUGCAACCAAGAUUGGAUGCUUCUACUCCAGGUCUCCAUCCAGAGUUAUACCAAGCAAUGACCUCUGCUGCAUUCCAGGAAAUGAGGACCAUGAAUCCUUCAAAAUCUUCUUCCCAAUCUAUGCAGUUUCAGCAGGCUACAAACGUUCCAUCUGAUCAUGCUUCUCAGGUACAGAGGCCAGUAUUAUCACAGUCUCAGCCCCAAAACACCUUUGUGCACAAUUUUCAAGAAAACCAGGUGCCAACUCAGUCACAACUUCUGCAACAACAGUUGCAUCGUUACCACCCAUAUAGUGAUCAGCGGCAACAGCAGCAACUUAAAAACUUGCCUGUUCAGCAGCAGUUACAAAAUGUCAUUUCUCCUUUGUCCAAUUUGUCAUCAGGUACACAGUCUCAUUCUCCACCCAUGCAAGCCCUAGCUUCACACUGCCAACAGCAAAGCUUUCCCAAUCCUAUCAGGAACCAUAUUUCCAGCUCUGAUGUUUCCACCUUCCAGAGUCUACUAGGUUCAUUCUCUCAGGACGGAACAUCCCAGUUUCUUAAUUUGAAUGGGUCCAAUUCUGUUCCAACUGCUGCUGCUAAUUGUGUAUUGCCUCAGGUGGUAAACAUGGGAACAUCACAAUCAAAUGUUUCUGAGCUUUCUGCUUUGCCCCCAUUUCCUGGAAGAGAACAUUCUGCAUACCAAGGUGCUGCUGAUCCUCAGAGCAAUCUUCCAUUCGGGAUUAACGUUGAUCCAUCAUCUCUUAUGCUGCAAAAUGGCAUGCAAAACCUUAGAAAUAUAGGGAAUGUGAAUGAUUCAUUAUCAUUGCCGUUUUCUGCUUCAAACUGUGAUGGUGUUACGGGCACUGAUUUCCCCCUUAGUUCAAACAUCGCAGCAUCAAGCUGUGUGGAUGAAUCAGGCUUCUUGCAGUCUUCUGAAAAUGUAGACCAAGCAAAUACACCAACUGGAACCUUUGUUAAGGUUCACAAGUCAGGGUCCUUCGGGAGGUCACUGGACAUUUCUAAGUUCAGCAGCUAUGAUGAGCUGCGCAGUGAGCUCGCUCGCAUGUUUGGCCUUGAAGGCCAACUGGAGGACCCUAUGACUCUGAGAUCAGGCUGGCAGCUUGUAUUUGUUGACAGGGAGAAUGACAUUCUUCUUCUUGGUGAUGAUCCCUGGCAGGAGUUUGUGAACAAUGUCUCGUACAUCAAGAUACUAUCUCCACUAGAAGUGCAAGAAAUGGGCAGAAGUGUUGCUACUUCUACUUCUUCCCCUGGUCACAAACUUUCUAACAAUGGCAACUCUUGUGAUGAUUAUGCGAGUCGACAAGAGUUGAGAAGUUCGAGAAAUGGCGUGGCACCAAUGGGUUCUUUUCAUUACUAGGACUUUGUGCUUCUAAGUAAUUUUAGUUGGACAAUUAUGGUGGCAGAAUCUUUAUGACGUUUAUGUAUGGAUUGGCCCAACAUUCUUAUACACACAUCAAUGGUUGACAUGGUAGUGAUUCUGCAAGGUCUAUAUAGAUCAACAGCAAAUGACUGUAAAUUUAAAUUAUAAUAGGUUACCUUGUUUCUGUAAUGGUUAGUUGCUUAUAGCAGUUGUUAAUUAGUGUCUAGCUUUGAGUUCUUGCAACUGAAAAUGGGGAGCUUCUGUGUAGUUCCAUUUGUCUUGUAUACUAUUACUCACCAAGAUUUAUAUGCAUCAUAAGUAACAGAUAUUGUACUGGGCCAUUGGCAACUUUUUCUGAA
Molecule: messenger RNA, 3492 nt
Organism: Lotus japonicus
Lineage: Eukaryota; Viridiplantae; Streptophyta; Magnoliopsida; Fabales; Fabaceae
Product: auxin response factor 6-like
Exons: 14
Coding region: 497-3130 (877 amino acids)
Biological process (GO): regulation of DNA-templated transcription; response to hormone
Cellular component (GO): nucleus
Molecular function (GO): DNA binding; protein binding
Source: RefSeq, a predicted model, not a curated record